AUGAUAGAAUUAUUUACAAUAUUUGGCAAAGGUGGUAUUGUACUGUGGUGUUUUCAAGAAGGAAGUCAGUUAUAUAGAGAUACGAUAAAUCAAUUUAUAAAAGAAGUUCUUAUGCAGGAACGCGUAAAUAGUUCAGUUUUCAAGUAUAACAAUGUGAUGAUGAAGUAUAGAUUGGAUAAUGAAUUUGAACUGAUAGUAUAUCAAAGUGCUAUACAAUUAUCGUAUGGUGAUCAACUCUUGACAGAUGUCCAUAGAAAGUUUCGUGAUAUGUAUAAGAACGUCCUUUCAGACAAUAAAUUACUGUUUGGAUAUACAAAUCGAAUGUUUGAUGGUUUCAGAGAGAUAUAUAUGGAGCUACAGAAAUCAUCCUUUGUUAAGCCUGAAAAAAUAAUGCGAAAAUUUGAAGAAAGUGAUAAGUCCAAAAAAACUGUUGCAUCAAUGUUGGAGCGACCAUCUGAUCGAGGCGUUAAACAACAAAUUAAAGAAAAAGAAUUAAAGUCAAAAAUGAUGCAGCAGCAAUUCAGUGGUCAUUCUCCUAUUAAUAUUCAAAAAAACAACAUUAAUGAGAUAGUGGGGUCUCCGCAAUCGUCUCCGAAGGCUGAUUUAGAUGAUGGAGAAAUUCGGCGAAAACGGGCUGAGUUUUUCAAGAAAAAAGGUGGAAAAAAGGCUUCUGAGACAGAAAAAUCAUCCUUGGUUGAUAUAAAGAAGGGAAAAAAGGCACGAACUUGGGGCGUAUUGCAUAAUGGAAAUGUUGCUGAUGCACAGGUUCUAGAUUACAGUGAAACGAAUGAAAAAGCUUCAGUUGUAGAGGAAGAUCGUAAAUUUCUAGAAGAGCAAAAGCAGUUUGUUGGCCAAAUGAAAGGUGAAUUACCAGGCCUUGAUCAGAAUCAAAAUUUGGAUCAGAAUCAGGAAGAAAAUUUGAAUGGGCAAGAUGAAGUAAAAAGUGAAAAUGAUGGAUGGUUUUCAGCUUUUAAAUCUCUUGUUGGUAAUAAAAAACUGACUAGCAAAGAUAUCGGACCUGUCGUAGAUCGUAUGCGGGAAAAUCUAUUUGCGAAAAAUGUUGCAGCGGCAGCUGCGGAAAAAUUGUGUGAUUCUGUGGCUGCAAAAUUGGAAGGAAAAGUAGUCGGAACAUUCAGCCUGGUGACAAGCAUAAUUCGUGAGUCAUUUCGCGAAGCACUUACGCAGAUUCUUACUCCCAAACGCCGUGUAGAUAUCCUUCGUGAUAUUAUUGAAGCAAAAAAUGAAAACAGGCCUUAUGUUGUAAUAUUUUGUGGUGUAAAUGGUGUUGGGAAAUCAACAAAUCUUGCCAAAAUAACGUUUUGGCUUAAUGAGAAUGGUUACUAA
This is a messenger RNA of Dracunculus medinensis (Guinea worm), 1344 nucleotides long. The record is from the annotation of a GenBank genome assembly. Lineage: Eukaryota; Metazoa; Nematoda; Chromadorea; Rhabditida; Dracunculidae.